Messenger RNA from Camelina sativa (false flax), 451 nucleotides. RefSeq lists its product as uncharacterized. The record is from RefSeq and is a predicted model, not a curated record. NCBI's taxonomy places the organism in Eukaryota, Viridiplantae, Streptophyta, Magnoliopsida, Brassicales, Brassicaceae.
AAUGAUCAAUAAUAGUGUUCAUAACUUUUGAAGAGUUAUAAAAUCGACUCAUUGUAUUGGCAAAAGCCAAAUAGAACUGUAAAAGAUCUCAUCUUCUCUCCAAUGGGUAAUAAGCUGUUGUACUAUGUAAUCUUUUCCAUGUUUUUGCUGUUUACAAUGUUACGAGUUUGGCGAGAAACCACGGAUGCUCAUGUUUAUAGGCGAAAAGAAUGGAUUGAAACGCUUUUCGAAUCUGGAUUUGCCAGUCUUCGUGUGGGAUUCCAUGAAGAUCAAAAGUACUUUAGGUUGUAUUUUAUACAAUAGCUAAUGAGUACAUAUACUAAUUGUUGUUUAUACUUACACUGGCGUGACAAUGAUUGAUUUCUUCUGUCUUUGGUUGUAUGGGGCUUCCUUAAACUGAGGAUAGCUAUGUUCUAAAAAUUCUACAGAAAUGGAUUGUUUUUUUGGCGGA